AUGGAGAAGAAGGCCAUGCAAGUCGGGAGCCAGACAGGGAACGCCCGAUCGGACUUUGUCGCGGCUGCCGAUGAUGCCAACAACAAGGAGCACAGUCUUACCUUCGCUCAAGCUGUCAAACUCUACCCAAAGGCCAUCGCAUGGAGUGUCAUGAUGUCUGGCGCUCUGAUAAUGGAUGGAUACGAUCUCAAGCUCAUCGGGAGUCUGUUUGCUCAGCCUGCCUUCCAGAAGGCCUACGGCCACAUUCAGCCCAACGGCUCCUACCAGAUCCCAGCGCCGUGGCAGUCGGGCUUGACUAACGGCAGCAAUGUCGGGCAGCUGUUCGGUCUCGUCAUUGCUGGGUAUAUUGUGGAGAAGAUCGGAUUCCGGAAGACCAUGAUGCUUGCUCUAGCGGUGCUACCUUGUCUGAUAUUCAUCCAAUUCUUUGCUCACGCCUUGCCACAACUUCAGGCUGGGCAGGUAGUGAUCGGCAUGCCAUUGGGCAUAUUUCAGACCGUGACAUGCGUAUAUGCUGUUGAGGUCCUACCGACCGCUCUGCGCGGACAUCUGACCGCCUACGUCAACGCAUGCUGGCUGUUCGGUCAACUAAUCGCAUCGGGGACGCUCAGAGGAACUUUGAACAUGUCGGCGCCUUGGGCUUACAGAGUGCCCUUUGCUGUCCAGUGGGUCUGGCCUAUACCACUCUUCCUGGCAACAUACCUGGCGCCGGAAAGCCCGUGGUGGCUUGUCCGACAGAACCGUAUUGAAGAAGCCAAAGCCUCGGUCCGUCGCCUCACGUCGGACCAACGAAAUUCAGCCUUCGAUAUUGACAAAAACGUUGCGUUGAUGGUCUUCACCACCGAGCAUGAACGUGAGAUCGACUCCGACGCAACCUAUAUCGCCUGUUUUAGAGCAUAUUUCUUGCAGCAAGCCGGCCUGCCAGUUGAUCAGGCAUUCAACAUGUCCAUAGUGGGAUACGCACUGGGCAUCGCUGGAGUCGCCACUGCAUGGGUAUUGAUGCCGCACAUUGGCAGGCGUACUCUAUUCCUCUGGGGAUUCGUCGCCAUGGUCGUCAUCAUGCUUCUAGUUGGUGGACUCGGAAUUGCUCAGCACUCAUCUUCAGCCUCGAGCGAUCUGCCAUGGGGCAUCGGGGCGUUGUUGCUCAUCUCACUCUUUAUUGCCAAUGCUGGUGUUACGCCGAUAUCGUACGCAUUGGUCUCGGAGCUCCCUUCCUCGAUACUUCGCAGUAAGUCGGUGGUCUUGUCCCGUUUCACAUACGCAGUGAUCAACAUUGUGGCGAAUGUCAUCACGCCAUACCAGCUGAACCCAUCGGCGUGGAACUGGGGAGCCCGUAGCGGCUUCUUCUGGGCUGGCUCAGCGGCUAUAGGAUGGAUCUUUGUGUUCUUCUGCGUGCCUGAACCGAAGGGAAGGACUGUGGCAGAGCUAGAUGUACUCUUCGAAAGGAAGGUCUCGGCAAGGAAGUUCGCCAAGACGAGUUUGUCACUGGUCGAAGCUACGGAAGUCAAAGGCGCGGUCUGA
This is a messenger RNA of Cyphellophora attinorum, 1518 nucleotides long. Its product is annotated as General alpha-glucoside permease. The transcript has 6 exons. The record is from RefSeq and is a predicted model, not a curated record. Gene Ontology annotation, molecular function: carbohydrate:proton symporter activity. Gene Ontology annotation, cellular component: membrane. NCBI's taxonomy places the organism in Eukaryota, Fungi, Ascomycota, Eurotiomycetes, Chaetothyriales, Cyphellophoraceae. Bases 1 to 1518 code for a protein of 505 amino acids. Gene Ontology annotation, biological process: transmembrane transport; carbohydrate transport.